AUGUCCGAAGCACAAGAACCCCCAUCCACCCUCCACCAUCGCACCCAGCCAGUACCCGUCAUCCAUCUGGCCGGCUCAUCUGCAUCUUCUGCCUCCGAUGACGAGGAUAACCAGUCCUCCCUCCCGAUCUUCGAACUUCCACAAUUCACCAUUAAAGAACUGCUCUCUGCCAUCCCCGCCCACUGCUUCCAGCGAUCGGCACUCAGAUCGGGCGUCUAUCUGCUCUGGGACAUCUUCCUGGCCUCAUCCUUCAUCUAUCUGGCCCGGUUCAUCGACCCCUUCUUCGACUCGCUAACCACUUCCAAUCCAAGCCUCGUCACCCUCGGCCGCAUCGCCGCUUGGGCAUUCUACGGCUAUGCCAGCGGAUUGGUAUGGACUGGCGUUUGGGUCCUCGCCCAUGAAUGCGGUCAUCAGGCAUUCUCGAGCUCAAAGACCAUCAACAACACCGUCGGCUUCAUCUUUCACUCCCUCCUCCUGGUCCCCUACCAUUCCUGGAGGAUCAGCCAUGCCCAACACCACGCCGCAACCUGUCAUAUGAGCCGAGACCAGGUGUUCGUGCCAAAGACUCGUUCCCAACGUGGCGCACCACCUCUGCCCUCAAACGCAUCCAAGCGCGAACGAGAGGGUACUUUACCACCCUCACUUUAUGAAACUAUGGACGAUCUCUUGGAAGAUGCUCCCUUGUGGAACUUGUUCAACCUAUUCCUUCAACAACUCUUUGGCUGGCCCAUGUACAUCCUCAGCAAUGCCUCCGGCCAAGCCCGCUACCCAUCCUGGACCAACCAUUUCAAUCCUAACUCGAUCAUCUAUGAUGCCCGACACCGCUCCCAAAUCUUGAAGUCCGACUUGGGUAUCGGGCUCACGCUCGCUGGUCUCACCAUCCUGGGAUACAAGACUGACUUCCUGACCGUUUUCAAGUACUACAUCGUACCCUACUUCAACGUCAACCACUGGCUUGUCAUGAUCACCUUCCUUCAACACAACGACCCUAUGCUUCCACACUACCGAGAGGGGGCGUUUAACUUCCAACGAGGCGCUCUCUGCACCAUCGACCGCAACAUCCACGGCUUCUUCUUCCACGGGAUCGCCGAGACCCAUGUAGCCCACCACAUCUGCUCGAAAAUCCCCCACUACCACGCCUGGGAUGCCACUGAGGCUAUCAAGGCCAAGCUGGGCGCCCAUUACCGCAAGUCGGACGAGAACGCCUGGGUGAGCUUGUGGAAGGUUUACAACCAAUGUCGAUUCGUUGAAGAUGAAGGCGACGUGGUGUUCUGGAAGAACGCGAAAGGCCAGGCGGCUUGUCGCUUGGCCAGUCCUGGCUCAAAGGGCUCGGUGUCCGACUCGGGAGUCGAAGUCAACGACGUCUCAGCUUCCUGA
Molecule: messenger RNA, 1377 nt
Organism: Puccinia triticina
Lineage: Eukaryota; Fungi; Basidiomycota; Pucciniomycetes; Pucciniales; Pucciniaceae
Exons: 6
Coding region: 1-1377 (458 amino acids)
Biological process (GO): lipid metabolic process
Molecular function (GO): oxidoreductase activity
Source: RefSeq, a predicted model, not a curated record